Empidonax traillii (willow flycatcher) is the source of this 534-nucleotide messenger RNA. Its product is annotated as methanethiol oxidase-like. The transcript is spliced from 5 exons. Gene Ontology annotation, molecular function: selenium binding. The annotation marks the transcript as partial. The record is from RefSeq and is a predicted model, not a curated record. NCBI's taxonomy places the organism in Eukaryota, Metazoa, Chordata, Aves, Passeriformes, Tyrannidae.
AUGUGGACCCCAAAUCCCCCCACUACUGCCAGGGCUCCCAGGCUCCACAAGGUGGUUGAGCCUCUGGAGUUGUUCCAGAAGGGGAACGUGGCCAACCCUCACACCUCGCACUGCCUGGGCACUGGGGACAUCCUCAUCAGCUGCCUGGGGGACCCUGCUGGCAACGGCAAAGGGAGUUUUAUCCUGCUGGACGGGGAGACCUUCGAAGUGAAAGGCAACUGGGAGAGAGGGGGGAAGGUCCCUUCCCUGGGCUACGACUUCUGGUACCAACCCCGGCACAACGUCCUGCUGAGCACGGAGUGGGGAGUUCCCAAAGCCCUGAGGGACGGAUUCAACCCUGCUGAUGUGGGGAAAGGGCACUACGGGCGCCACGUGAACGUGUGGGACUGGAGCAGCCACGUCCUGCUGCAGGCCCUGGAUUUGGGAGAGGGAUCCAUCCCGCUGGAGAUCCGGUUCCUGCACGAGCCGGCGGCGGCCGAGGGGUUCGUGGGGUGCGCCCUGAGUGGGGCUGUGCAUCGCUUCUACAAGACACAG